Messenger RNA from Lathyrus sativus (Indian pea), 597 nucleotides. The record is from the annotation of a GenBank genome assembly. Lineage: Eukaryota; Viridiplantae; Streptophyta; Magnoliopsida; Fabales; Fabaceae.
AUGAACCUCACCACUCUCUUUCUCUUUUUUCUUCUACUUAUCUCACUAAAUUCCCAUUUUGCCCUCGCCGGCAAACGCAAGGUCCACAUCACCGACGACUUAGACGACGUGUUCGACGAUGAGGAAGAUGAUGAUUGGAAACAAUGGGGCAAGAAACCCGCUCCUUCUUUCGCUCCCUCCGAUAUAACCAAGAUGGAUACUAAGCAGAUCCAAGAGGAGAUGAAGAAACGCCACGUCGGACCCGUCAUCGGAUUCGUCAAGCUCCGAUUAGGUGUUCGCCGGACUCCGGACAUGGUAGCUGAACUUGCCAUGAAAUGGACACAUGUUUUGAGAACAGGAGCUGUUGGAAUAAGGUUUACAGGUGUUGAUCUGAGUACAAUCAUGUUCAACAUGGACAGUAUCAAAGACUUAGAUGAGUUGAAGGAAUUUGUCUUGGAUCAAUCAGAAGCAUAUGAGAUUAAAAUGGGGGAGCAAUUUUUUAGAAGACCUGGAGAUCUACCCCUAGACGAACUCAUUCAGAAGCAACAUAGUGAGAAGAGCGAAGCGGAUAAUGCAGGUCCAGAGGAAGCUGAUGGGAAUUUGAAAACAGAAUUGUAG